GGUUUCUCUAUUUCUCUUUCUAACAACCACAACUCAUUUUUUUCAAGCCUGAAAAAAAUGGCAAUUGAUUGUGGAAGUAGAAGAUAUGCUAUGCUGCAAGCAGUGCAAGAUUCUGACUAUGUAGAGAAAGUGUACGGUGGCUACUACAACGUCUAUGUACAAGCCUUUGGGGAAGAGGGAGAUGUGUGGGAUUUGUUCAGAGUGUAUGAGGGGGAUUUUCCCGAAUUCAAUGAUCUGCAUAAAUAUGAUGGGUUUGUGAUCACUGGUAGCCCUAGUGAUGCUUAUGGAAACGAUUACUGGAUCCUUAAACUUUGUUUCAUUUUGCAAAUCAUUGUUGGCAUGGAGAAGAAGGUCCUUGGCAUUUGCUUUGGCCACCAGGUACUGUGCAGGGCUUUGGGUGGAAGGGUAGGGAAAUCGAAGACAGGGUGGGAUAUUGGGUAUAGAGAAGUGAAUUUGAUGAAAGAUGUAGGUGGAUGUUAUAGGUACCUUGAUCAUCAUGAAAUGUCAUCAUUCCUUUCGAUCAUAGAGGUGCACCAAGAUGAGGUUUAUGAGGUUCCUGUGGGUGCAGAAGUGAUUGCAUCUUCAGAGAAAACUAGAGUGGAAAUGUUUGCAAUUGCAGACCACAUUCUUGGAAUUCAGGGUCAUCCUGAGUACACCACAGAUAUACUGUUUAAUCUCAUUGAUCGCCUUCGCGACAUGGAUGUCAUUGAGGUAACAUUUAAGUACCAUAUUCAUUUCACAGUUUUGUUAUUGUUUUUGGUGUUCGAAUGUAUGAGUGGAGGCUUGUUAUGGUUAUGAUAGAAAGGAUUAGCAGAAGAUUUGAAGUGUCAGCUUGAGUCUGCUGAGCCAGACCAAGAAUGCUGGAAGAUGAUAUGUAGGAGCUUUCUUAAGGGGAAAUAGAUCUCCACUCCA
Molecule: messenger RNA, 912 nt
Organism: Vigna unguiculata (cowpea)
Lineage: Eukaryota; Viridiplantae; Streptophyta; Magnoliopsida; Fabales; Fabaceae
Product: gamma-glutamyl peptidase 3-like
Cellular component (GO): cytosol
Source: RefSeq, a predicted model, not a curated record